Phyllopteryx taeniolatus (common seadragon) is the source of this 2093-nucleotide messenger RNA. It is a transcript of the gene mapre3a, whose product is annotated as microtubule-associated protein, RP/EB family, member 3a. Gene Ontology annotation, cellular component: cytoplasmic microtubule; microtubule organizing center; spindle midzone. NCBI's taxonomy places the organism in Eukaryota, Metazoa, Chordata, Actinopteri, Syngnathiformes, Syngnathidae. The record is from RefSeq and is a predicted model, not a curated record. Gene Ontology annotation, molecular function: microtubule plus-end binding. Gene Ontology annotation, biological process: spindle assembly; regulation of microtubule polymerization or depolymerization; protein localization to microtubule plus-end. The coding region runs from base 8 to 949 and encodes 313 amino acids. The transcript is spliced from 7 exons.
GCAGCCCAUGAAGGCAGCGUGGAUCCACGGCGCAUGCGCAGUGGCGGCCGGAGCGGGCAGAAGCGAGCGGCGGCCGGAAAGCAUCGCACACGGGCAGGCAGGCAGGCAGGCGCAGUGCACCGCGCGGGCUCCGACGACGACGACCGGAACGCAGUCGGGGAUGGCAGUGAAUGUGUACGCCACGUCCGUGUCCAUUGACAACCUCAGCCGGCACGACAUGCUGGCGUGGGUCAACGAUGCCUUGCACCUCACCUACACCAAGAUCGAACAGCUCUGCUCAGGGGCGUCGUACUGCCAGUUCAUGGACAUGUUGUUCCCGGGGUGCGUCCUCCUCAAGAAGGUCAAGUUUCAAGCAAAACUGGAGCACGAAUUUAUACACAACUUCAAAGUUCUUCAAGCGGCCUUCAAAAGGAUGAGCGUGGACAAGAUCAUUCCGGUAGAAAAGCUGGUCAAGGGAAAGUUCCAGGACAACUUUGAGUUUGUGCAGUGGUUCAAGAAGUUCUUCGACGCCAACUACGACGGGAAGGAGUACGACCCGAAUGUAGCCAGACAGGGGCAGGAAGUGUCCCCCGCUCCCAACCCAGGACCGCAGAGGACGUCUCCGACAGUGCCCAAAAACAUGCCGACGCCGCAGCGGGUCCAACACAACACCCCGGCUUUGAGGAAGAACUCCACCCUGUCUCGAAACGGCGGCAGCGACGCGGAGAUCACGGAGCUCAAUCAACAGUUGAUGGAGUUGAAGCUGACGGUGGACGGCCUGGAGAAGGAGAGAGACUUUUAUUUCAGUAAACUGCGAGACAUCGAGCUCAUCUGCCAGGAGCACGAGAGCGACGACAACCCGGUGCUCGGCAGGAUAAUCGACAUCCUUUACGCCACAGAGGAGGGCUUUGCGCCCCCAGAAGAUGAAGAGUUUGAGGAACAAGCCCACCUGGACCAGGAUGAAUACUGAAUGCCCCCCUGACUUCCCCGCUUUCCUUUGUCUUUGAUUGAUUUCGACUUUCUGUGCACGCUCUUACCUACUCAAUUCACCCGCCACCUUCUCCGCCCUCGCUAUAUCUUCAGUCCCUGUCCUCGCUGUCACAUUUUUUUAUAUAUAUAUUUUUUUGAAGCUAUCAUCUGACACACAGCUAUACGUCAUCACGGUUAGCUAAGAGCACCACGCAACCUAUCCGGUUUUCGCCAGCAUGAGCCAAGAAGACGAGACGAGCGGUCCGUAAAUCAUGACCACAUUUUGGAAUUUUGCACGAUACGGAGCUAUUUAUUUUGCCUUGGGUGCGCGGCGCGGCAGCACUUUUUAAACGCACCGCAACGACGACAACAACAACAACAACAAAACUCAAGUGACUUUUUACUAGCAGUUUCUUAUUUAUUUAACUUAUCGUUUUUUGAUCAACCUCCUGUAGCAGAAACCUACUGUACGAGAAAAGUGGAGGGCGAGCUUUUUGGUUUCCGCCCAAGCGGGUUUAUAGCAUGUAGAACGGGGACAAAAAUACUUUGAAGGAUGUGAUCGGAGUGCAUUGAUUGAUUGAUUAUUAUUGAGCAGCAACAUAUCUGAGCAUGAGAAUGUUAUACAUUGACUGUGAAUGACUGAUAUUUUGUACAAAUGUAUUUCAUGUGGAAAUAAUGUGGUCUGAUGUCACGCUGUUAAAUGCAACAUGACGUGUUUUUUUGUUUGUUUUGUUUUGUUUUGUUUUCUUCCAGCCGCUUACUAGGCUGGUCCUAUUUCAGUUAUUAAAAUCAUGGCCAAUCAGAUGAGGCAAAUAUUAUGACAGACGUGGACCGCCCAAUGACUGCACAAACGGUGACUUAAGAAGUUGGAGAACGAAGGUUCGUCAAUUCAAAGUCGGACUGGACAACUUUGUUUUGUCGCACAGUCACCGGGUGCUUUAAAAAAGGUACUUUGCCACUUUUACUGUUAGAAUCCUGUUGAACAACGCUGAACAAGUCUUCUUGUUGCCUCCUGUUUUUUGUUUUUGUUUUGUUUUGUUUAAUUUUGCAAAUCUCUUUAGAACUGACAUUCAUCCACGGCAUAAACAUCAUGGACUGAACGCUCAUCAUUUUGAGUUUACAAUAAAUAAACAGUUGUGAAAUUU